AUGGGACUUGAUAUCGUCGUACCAUUACUGCGGGCUCCAGGGAAUAAGCGAUUCCUGAUCGUCGCAACAGAUUAUUUCACAAAAUGGAUUGAAGCAGAGGCAUUAAUACAUAUUCGAGAUGUCAACGAUAAGCGUUUUGUGUGGAGAAACAUCAUAACACAAUUCGGUAUACCAAGAGCACUUGUCUCAGACAAUGGUACCCAAUUUGAUUGUGGCAUCUACCGAGAAUUUUGCAAUGCGUAUGGUAUCAGGCCAUACUUUUCCUCGCCGGCUUAUCUACAAAGUAAUGGUCAGGCUGAGUCAUCCACCAAAAUCAACUUGGACGACAUCAAGAAAAGAUUGAAAAAGCUAACGGUGGAUAGGUCGAAGAGUUGCCCAGUGUGUUAUGGGCUCGUUGCACUACUCCAAGGUGAUCCAAAGGGGAAACGCCGUUCGCUUUGUGCUUUGGAACCCAGGCAAUUCUCUCCCUAG
Camellia sinensis is the source of this 471-nucleotide messenger RNA. Lineage: Eukaryota; Viridiplantae; Streptophyta; Magnoliopsida; Ericales; Theaceae. The record is from RefSeq and is a predicted model, not a curated record.